CUUUUAUCACUCAUCUCCUUCUUCCCCCAUUUUCCCAAUAAAUUAUUUCUAAAAAAACUGUAAUUUUUCUAGUAAUAUAUAAUUAGGGUUUGACCUUCGAUUUGUUCGAUCUCGGAAGCGAUUCAAUCGAUGGAACCCGAUUCUUGGACUCGAUUGUCUGCUGCAUCGAAGCGCCAUCAAUCUGCUCUUCAAUCGCGAUACGAUCUGUACCUAGGGUUUGAAGAAGUCGAUGGAGGCGAUGAGGAGCCUCGAGCGGAGUUCUUCGCUUGCCCGUUUUGUUCCGAGGAUUUCGAUAUCAUUGGGCUUUGUUGUCAUAUUGAUGAUGAACAUCCAGUUGAGGCGAAGAAUGGGGUAUGUCCCAUCUGUGCGGCAAGAGUUGGCAUGGACUUGGUUGCGCACAUGACGAUGCAGCAUGGAAACUUCUUCAAGAUGCAACGAAGGAGGAGAUUCCGUAGAGGUUCAGCUGGAUCCCAUUCUACAGUGAAACGUUACGUUAGGCGUUAA
Asparagus officinalis (garden asparagus) is the source of this 504-nucleotide messenger RNA. RefSeq names its product protein DEHYDRATION-INDUCED 19 homolog 3-like. The record is from RefSeq and is a predicted model, not a curated record. The transcript has 4 exons. Lineage: Eukaryota; Viridiplantae; Streptophyta; Magnoliopsida; Asparagales; Asparagaceae. Bases 130 to 504 code for a protein of 124 amino acids.